Bradysia coprophila is the source of this 1913-nucleotide messenger RNA. Its product is annotated as carboxylic ester hydrolase-like. NCBI's taxonomy places the organism in Eukaryota, Metazoa, Arthropoda, Insecta, Diptera, Sciaridae. The record is from RefSeq and is a predicted model, not a curated record.
CCGUUCGACUGCUAAGAAUGUGUUUAAAAAGCCGAUACACUGCAUUGUCUUCUUGCAUUCGUACUUCGUCAGUCAAGAGAGCAAAAUGCUAUCGCGAAAAUAUUUUGUGGCGAUAACUGUAUUAACGUUCGCAACGACAGUGUUAAGUGAUGAUACACAGUCAGAUCAACAGUACGUUACAGUGAAAACUGAAAGUGGUGAAGUGAGAGGUUACACGGAGUUUACAUUGUUGGAAAAGCGGCAAUAUUAUGCAUUCAAAGGAAUUCCAUACGCCAAACCAACAGUUGGCCCAUUGAAAUUUAAGGCACCACAAAAAGUCGAUUCAUGGCCGGGUGUCUUGAAUGCGACCGAAUAUGGACAUUCAUGUUUACAAAUAAUACCCGACACCACCCUUCUGACUGGAGAAGAAGAUUGUCUAACGUUAAAUAUUUUCACGCCGAAUGUCAAUCCCACCGAAAAAUUGCCGGUGAUUUUCUAUAUUCAUGGCGGAGGGCUCGUAUAUGGUGGAUCUAUUGUGCAAGGCCCGGGAUUUCUGCUUGAGGAGGAUGUGAUUUUUGUGACUAUCAAUUACCGACUAGGUCCAUUCGGUUUCAUGUCAUUGGGUACACCUGACUAUCCCGGUAAUGCAGGAUUUAAAGACCAACUUUUGGCUUUGAAAUGGGUCAACGAUAACAUUCACCACUUCGGCGGUGAUCGAAAUAUGAUCACACUGCACGGUCAUAGUUCCGGUAGUGAAUCAGUUAAUUUUCACAUUUUAUCACCAGCAUCUCGUGGACUAUUCCGGCGAGCAAUUGGCGGUAGCGGGUCUGCAAUGAAUCCAUGGGCAUUCACUAGUAAAAAUCACACCAAAAUUGUCCGUGAAUGGAUGGAAAAGCCAAACGCAAGUGUGGAUGAGAUCAUUGAAUGGCUCAAUACUGCUGACAGGGAACAAUUUCUGAAAUCAGCAUAUUCACCGCCUGACAAACGUGAGAAGUCAAUCAAGACAACAUGGUCUGCGGUCAUAGAAAAUCAAGAGUGGGAAAAUGGUUUUCUUACAAAAUCCCCGGGGAGAUAUUAUCGAGAAGAGCCAAGCGAUGUUGACAUAAUGUUUGGCUUUAGUGAAUCGGAAACUAUUGGUAUGCAAUAUGAAGAUCUCAACAAUCCGGAUUCACUCAAACCUUUCGACGAACAUUUUGAACUGCAACUACCGUUGAUUGGUCUGAAUUACAGCUUUGAUUCGGAUAAAUAUCGAGUGUACAAAGAGGAAAUUCGAAAUUUUUAUUUCGGUAAUCAGUCCAUCGACAAAGACCAUCUGACCGAGUAUAUUAGGCUGAUGGACGAUGUUUUCUUUAUCUAUGGAAUCGAUCAAAUCAUUAAAGCUCAAGCUAGACGAUCAACUGGACGAACAUAUUACUACGAAUUUGCAACCGUUCUCGGACUUAAUGCUUUUCGAGACUACGCAAACGCUACAGCAUUAGGAUUUAAAGGUGCCACCCAUGUGGAAGAUAUGCUUUACCUGUUCAAUACCAAAAUAUGGGCACCAGAGAAUCUCUACGACGGUCUGCGCCUGGAUUCACCUGAAGCACGAUUCAUUAAGUUUUUGAGAACAUUCGUAUUGAAUUUCGUUAAAUCAGGAAAUCCAACACCAAAUGAUAAGCCGGCUGCUGUUAGGCCAAUCGAAGGUGAUGUCAUCAAUUACGUUAGGAUCGAAGCUGAUCGAUUAGUACCCGGCGUUAGUCCACGUAGACAGUCUAUUCAGUUUUGGGAUGAAUUCUUCGCAAAACAUCCGGAAGUUUUCGAUGUGGAAUGGUUGUGAUGACCAUUUGGGACACUUGCUUUUUAUUCCCACAAUACACUAAAAAUGUUGUUCGAUAAUGUACAAUGCUCCGAUCAAUUUCUUAAUAAAAUUAUCUGAUGUUAUCACAGCUUCAAAG